Molecule: messenger RNA, 783 nt
Organism: Acanthisitta chloris (rifleman)
Lineage: Eukaryota; Metazoa; Chordata; Aves; Passeriformes; Acanthisittidae
Product: OX-2 membrane glycoprotein-like
Exons: 4
Coding region: 19-783 (254 amino acids)
Molecular function (GO): cell-cell adhesion mediator activity
Source: RefSeq, a predicted model, not a curated record
CAGAUUUUCUCUUCCAAAAUGACUUUCCGAGUUCUGGUUUUGUGUCUGGCAUGUUCUGGGCUUGGAAAGGCAAAUGUGGUUCCACAGGCUGAAUCCAGAAAUGUGAGAGUGGGCGACAGUGUGACUCUCGGCUGUGUCCUGACACAACCCAAGAAUGCUCUGCAAGUGACAUGGCAAAAGGACUCUGAAGAAUCAGAGAAUAAUAUAGCUACAUACAGUAAACUGAAAGGAUCAAAUAUUCACAAGCCUUAUCAAGACCGAAUGAAUUUCACAAGUCUGAAACUCAACGAGACAAGCAUCACUUUUUGGGACACUAGAAUGGAUGAUUCAGGGUGUUACAAAUGUCUCUUCAAUGUUUUCCCUGAGGGCUCCUUGUCGGGACGUACCUGCCUGAAUGUCUCUGGUCUCAAUGCAUCUGUCCAUUACAACAUUUCUGAAGGUCAUUUGAUCGUCAUCUGUAAUGCUGUUGGCCUCCCAGAGCCCACCAUCACGUGGAACAACUUGUUCAAUUCUACUCCUACAGAGAAGACAGUCAAGCACCCCAAUGGGAUAGUGUCCGUUACCAGUAAACUGGAAAUCUACAACACUCAGAGUAUCAGUGCAAAGGACUUGACCUGCAGAGUGAGCAACACGAAUGAAAAAAUGGAAUUACCUGUGAAAAUGAAAAGAGAAGAGGGAAUCUCGUUGCUUUGGCUGACAAUUAUUGCGGGGAUUUUAAUUGUCAUCAUAGUUUUGAUUCUGAUUAUGCUGUUCUGGAAGAAGAUAAUAUGCAGGAGGAGUUGA